This is a messenger RNA of Lagopus leucura (white-tailed ptarmigan), 1762 nucleotides long. It is a transcript of the gene RBPJL, whose product is annotated as recombination signal binding protein for immunoglobulin kappa J region like. The coding region runs from base 127 to 1632 and encodes 501 amino acids. Gene Ontology annotation, molecular function: DNA-binding transcription activator activity, RNA polymerase II-specific; RNA polymerase II cis-regulatory region sequence-specific DNA binding. Lineage: Eukaryota; Metazoa; Chordata; Aves; Galliformes; Phasianidae. The transcript has 12 exons. The record is from RefSeq and is a predicted model, not a curated record. Gene Ontology annotation, cellular component: nucleus. Gene Ontology annotation, biological process: regulation of transcription by RNA polymerase II.
GUCAGCCUGCCGUUCUGCCUUGCAGAAGGAGAUGGGUUGACGAAGGGAUGAGCUGCAUGUAGAAGCUGGCAAUGAGCCCAGCCUCCUCUUGGCACCCCUCCUGCUGUGGGACAAGGAGAACCAGGGAUGGACCCCCAGAGGCAGGCAGGUGCGGAUGCAGCGGAGACCCUCACUCACCCGUACCGGCCGCGGAGCCGCUCCCCGCCGCGCUGCUGGCUCAGGUCCAACCCAUACCAAGCUGACCUGCUGCGGGAUGGCGUGCGGAGAUACCUGCAGCUGCCAGCAGAGCAGACAGUGCUCAUACUGCAUGCCAAAGUCGCCCAGAAGUCGUAUGGCAACGAGAAAAGGUUUUUUUGCCCCCCACCUUGUGUUUAUCUGGGCGGGCCAGGAUGGAAGCUAAAGCAGGAGCAGCUAACAGCCAGGGACGUGGGAGAGGCAGGGCUCCGUGUGUGGGGCUACAUGGGGCUGGACACCAUGGGCAGCAGCCUGAUGGAGACACAGAAGCUCAGCUUUGAGGAGCAGCCGGAUGCAAAGGGGUUUGGCUGUGCCAAGGCUCUGUACAUCUCAGAUACGGAUAAGCGCAAGCAUUUCCGCCUGGUCCUGAAGCUCUUCUUCAGCAACGGGCAGGAGAUCGGCACCUUCCACAGCAAGCUGAUCAAGGUCAUCUCUAAGCCCUCGCAGAAGAAGCAGUCGCUGAAGAACACGGAUCUGUGCAUCUCCUCAGGCUCCAAAGUGUCCCUCUUCAACCGCCUGCGCUCACAGACCGUCAGCACCCGCUACCUGUCCGUGGAGGGAGGAGCCUUCAUCGCCAGUGCCAGGCAGUGGGCAGCCUUCACCCUGCACCUGGCUGAUGAGCGCUGCACCCAAAGUGAGUUUCCCCUGCGGGAGGGAUACAUCCGCUACGGCUCUGUGGUCCAGCUCAUCUGCACGGCCACCGGCAUCACCCUGCCACCCCUGAUCAUUCGGAAGGUGAGCAAGCAGUAUGCUAUGCUGGACGUGGACGAGCCCAUCUCCCAGCUCCACAAGUGUGCCUUCCAGUUCCAGGGCAGCGACCGCAUGUACCUGUGUCUGUCCACAGAGAAAGUCAUACAGUUCCAGGCAUCGCCAUGUCCAAAGGAAGCCAACCGGGAGCUGCUGAAUGACGGCUCCUGCUGGACCAUCAUUGGCACUGAGACGGUGGAGUACAGCUUCAGCGAGAGCCUGGCCUGUGCUCGUGAGCCCGUCAGCCCUGUGCCCCUCAUCACAGCCUUGCAGCUCAGUGGCGGAGGGGAUGUGGCCAUGCUGGAGGUGCAAGGAGAGCAUUUCCAUGCUCACCUCAAGGUCUGGUUCGGGGACGUGGAAGCAGAGACGAUGUACAGGAGCCCCAAAUCCCUGAUGUGUGUUGUCCCUGAUGUCUCUGCCUUCGGCAGCGACUGGAGGUGGCUGCGGUACCCCAUCACUGUCCCACUCCUGCUGGUCAGGGAUGAUGGCCUCAUCUACUCCAGCUCCUUCACCUUCACCUACACCCCAGAGCAGAGCUUCCUUCCAGGGCAGCAGCUCCCUGCUGAUGUCCCACAGGACUCAGACACACUGCUCAACAGCAUCCACCAGGAGUUCACCAGGACCAACUUCCACCUCUUCAUGCACAGCUAGUGAGCUGGGUGGGAAGCAUUCGUUGCCAGCAGCCCUUGGCCAUGCCCAAGAGUCCCCUGUAUACCUGCUGUGUCCUGACCUGCUGUCUCUUGCAACAGCAGAAAUCUCACAUCUGGGCACCAAUAAAUCA